UGUACUGCCAUUAAUCUCGAUUUGUCCUUAUUUAUCUGUUUACUCUCUCUCUCUCUCUCUCUCUCUCUCUCUCUCUCUCUUCCUUUUGCAACACCUCCAUAUUAUUCUUUCAACUAUCUCACACUCACCCUCGUUGGAUACUGGCCUUGCUUUUUCAUAUUUUCUUGGCCACACCUCACCUUUCCCUUGCAGCAGUUUGUAGCAGGAGGAGAAGCUGUUCUCUAUAUCUUUCUUCCCCUCCCACAGAUCACUACUACCAGAGAGACAAGAGUUAGGCUGUCCUGCUCCUGCUUGAUCAUGCAUAUGCUAGCUCACCCUACAAUUCUUUGAUUCACUACCAAACAGAGAAAGGAACUUGUUAUUCUGUUUUUCCAUUCAUAUUAUUUUUCUUCUCAUCCAUAUUGUGCAGCUAGCUUGCUCCAUAGUAGUGGAUCUUGGAAGAAACAAGCGGGAACAAGGAGAGAGAAAGUUCCUCCCAAAUAAUUUGUUUGCCCUUCAUCAGAUCUACAUCCUCCUCUCCUGCUAGUUGACCCCAGAGAGCGCUCUCUGCCAGCUGCUAGCUCAAGGUGGUCGAAUCCAUGGCGUCCCCGUCGAGCACCGGCAACUCGGGCGUCUCCGUGGUGGCGGCCGCAUCGGCGUCGGCGUCGACGCCGGGUGCCGGUUCCCCGUGCGCGGCGUGCAAGUUCCUGCGGCGCAAGUGCCUCCCGGGGUGCGUGUUCGCUCCCUACUUCCCUCCGGAGGAGCCGCAGAAGUUCGCCAACGUGCACAAGGUGUUCGGCGCCAGCAAUGUGACCAAGCUGCUGAACGAGCUGCUGCCCCACCAGCGGGAGGACGCCGUGAGCUCGCUGGCGUACGAGGCCGAGGCGCGCGUCAAGGACCCCGUCUACGGCUGCGUCGGCGCCAUCUCCGUGCUCCAGCGCCAGGUCCACCGCCUCCAGAAGGACCUCGACGCCGCCCACUCCGAGCUCCUCCGCUACGCCUGCGCCGACGUCGUCAUCCCCACCGCCCUGCCCGUCGUCAACGCCAGGCUCGCCGCCGCCUCCGCCGCAAUGCCGUGCCCCGGCACCCAGCUCUCCGCCGGCAUCUAUGGCGGGGGGCGGAGGCUCGGCCUCGGUGUCGGUGUCGGCGGGCUCGUCGAUGCGAUAGCGCCUCCGAUGCCGCCGUCGUCGUCCGCCGGGUGCUACUACAUGCGGAGCACCACCAACAACAACAACAAUGCUCCUGGAGGUGGCGUCUCCGGCGUUGACGUGGCGCCCGUGCAGAUCCCUUACGCCUCCAUGGCGAACUGGGCCGUGAACGCCAUUAGCACCACCACCGCCUCGGGAUCGGAGAGCAUCGGUAUGGAUCACAAGGAAGGAGGAGACAGCAGCAUGUGAAACAAGUGAACUCUGAUCACGCCACCGCGAAAUAUAUGGAUCGAUUACUCCUACUCUUAAUUAAGAUGUGGAUCAGAAUGAUGCGCGCUAGCUAGAGCUAGCUUUGAGCCUGAAUGUGCGUGGAGACGGUGGAGUACACUUGAUCACUGCUGAGAGCAGUGACAGAAAGGAAGCUUCAGGGGGAUUGAUGGGAGCCCAUUCUCAGGUUAAUUAAGAGCUAAGGAGCAAUCUAUCUAUGAAUCUAUCUAUAUAUAGCCAACAUGAUUUUUAUAUAUAUAUGUGUGUCAGCAGUGUCCCUUUUCUUGCAUGUUAUGCAAAGCCAUACUUCGGACGACUUUGGAGUAGUAUAUGUGUAAUCGAAUCGAAUCGAGAUCUAGCUUGAUCUCUCUUCUUUUCAUGAUUAAUUGGGUUUCCAAGGAUCCAUGCAUCAGUCAA
This is a messenger RNA of Brachypodium distachyon (stiff brome), 1811 nucleotides long. RefSeq names its product LOB domain-containing protein 6. The coding region runs from base 579 to 1376 and encodes 265 amino acids. NCBI's taxonomy places the organism in Eukaryota, Viridiplantae, Streptophyta, Magnoliopsida, Poales, Poaceae. The record is from RefSeq and is a predicted model, not a curated record. The transcript has 3 exons.